Molecule: messenger RNA, 1047 nt
Organism: Alternaria postmessia
Lineage: Eukaryota; Fungi; Ascomycota; Dothideomycetes; Pleosporales; Pleosporaceae
Exons: 3
Coding region: 1-1047 (348 amino acids)
Source: RefSeq, a predicted model, not a curated record
AUGGUCAAUCGGCCACUGACACGUGAGAUGGCUCUCUGGCCUGACGACCCCAGACUCCAAAUCGUAUCUGGUGUCGAUCUAGUCAAAGGAACGCAGGAGGAGCUGGAGGAGCAAAUCAAAGAGAAGGUCAAAGACGUCGAGACUGUGACACAAGUGUACUUCUACUCAUACAAGCAGAUCGAUGACCCCGACUCCGAGUGCAAGACCAAUGAAGCCAUGCUCGAGCGUGCCGUGACUGCGAUCGAUCAUCUUUCAUCCAAAUUGUCAUACGUACUUCUUCCUACGGGCACCAAAAUCUACGGCUGCCAGAUGCUCGACAAGUUUCCAUUUGCGGAUGCGCUACCACUCAAGGAGACAUUGCCACCGAUUCCUGAGCCAUACCUCUCACAGCUUUUCUACUACAACCAGAUUGAUUGCUUGAAACGCAUCUCCAAAGGAAAGAACUGGAGUUGGUGUGAGGUCCGACCAGACAACAUCAUUGGAUUCGUACCAAAUAACAACGCAUACUGCCUCGCGCAAACGCUUGCCUUGUAUCUUUCGCUCUAUCAAUCCAUUGAGGGCGAAGGCGCAAAAUGCCCGUUCCCUGGUACUGAGAAAUCGUGGGUGAACAAGUACAAUGAGUCUCCGCAAGACAUGGUCGCGCACUUCUCUAUCCAUGCGUCUUUGAACCCAGAGAAAACUGCAUCACAGAGCUUUAACGUGGGUGGUCAAGAAGACAGCUGGAGCGGCAAGUGGCCGAUAAUCUGUGAUUACUUUGGUCUAAAGGGUACUGGACCUGAAGAGGGCUCACCUCAGCCUGGAGCGUACAUUGACGCGCACAAGAAGGAGUGGGAGGAGCUAGAGAAGAAGCACAACCUCAAGAAGGGCAGCGUAGAUAGCGAUAUCACGCAUCCGGGAUUCCAGUACUUUAUCAUGACGAUGUUUGAUUUCGACCGCCAGAUGAGUAUGGAGGCUUCACACAAGGUUGGAUAUACAGAGGAAAUAGCAACUAAGGAAACAUGGACGACUGCGUUUGAUCGCAUGAGGAAAGCGAAGGUUAUACCAUGA